Messenger RNA from Chenopodium quinoa (quinoa), 2201 nucleotides. Its product is annotated as protein disulfide isomerase-like 1-4. The coding region runs from base 95 to 1840 and encodes 581 amino acids. The record is from RefSeq and is a predicted model, not a curated record. Gene Ontology annotation, cellular component: endoplasmic reticulum. Lineage: Eukaryota; Viridiplantae; Streptophyta; Magnoliopsida; Caryophyllales; Amaranthaceae. The transcript is spliced from 12 exons. Gene Ontology annotation, molecular function: protein disulfide isomerase activity. Gene Ontology annotation, biological process: response to endoplasmic reticulum stress; protein folding.
UAUUACACUCACUUCAACACUUUUCAGUUCAGAUCUCACUCCACUCCCCACCAUUUUCGCUCCUUUCACAUUUCCCAACUUCAGAUCACCAACAAUGCCGACUCGACUCAUCCUCACCCUCUUCUUCUCCUCCCUCCUCCUCCUCUCUCUCUCCUCUUUAACGACCGCCGUCUCGGAUUCCGACGACCUCGACGAAGACCUCAGCUUCCUCGACGCCGACGACGACACCGACACCCACAUCUCCUCCCACCAACCCCACGAUCACGACCACGCCGAUGAAUCCAACGAAGAAGACGACGAAGAUUUCGGCAACUUCGACGAUUUCGACGAGUCACAAUUCGGCGACGACUCUGACCCGUCGGAAUACUCUGUUCCUGAGGUUGAUGACAAAGACGUCGUCGUUUUGAAGGAGAGGAAUUUCACUGAUGUGAUUGAAGGGAAUAAGUUUGUUAUGGUUGAAUUCUACGCGCCUUGGUGUGGACAUUGUCAGUCACUCGCGCCUGAGUAUGCUGCUGCUGCUACUCAGCUUAAAGAGGAGGGUGUUAAAGAUGUUGUUCUUGCUAAAGUUGAUGCUACUGAAGAGAAUGAACUCGCUCAUCAGUUUGAUGUUCAAGGGUUUCCUACUGUUUAUUUCUUUGUUGAUGGGGAGCAUAAGCUUUAUAAUGGUCAGCGUACCAAGGAAGCUAUAGUGACAUGGAUUAAGAAGAAGACAGGGCCUAGUGUACACAACAUUACGACGACAGAAGAAGCAGAAAAGAUUCUAACUUCAAAUGAGAAAGUUGUUUUGGCCUAUCUGGACUCGUUGACGGGUCCUGAAAGUGAUGAGCUUGCUGCUGCUUCAAGAAAUGAAGAUGAUUUGAGCUUUUAUCAAACUGUGAAGCCUAAUGUGGCAAAGCUAUUUGAAAUUGAUGCUGACGCUAAACGACCUGCUUUAGUAUUGCUAAAGAAGGAUGUUGAAAAAUUUAAUCAUUUUGAUGGCAAAUUUGAAAAAUCUGCAAUUUCCGAGUUUGUCUUUGCCAAUAAACUUCCCCUGGUGACAACCUUCACUAGAGAAAGUGCUUCUGUGAUAUUUGAAAGUCAGAUCAAGAAGCAGAUGUUACUGUUUGCCACUUCAAAUGAUUCAGAGACGGUUCUUCCUGUGUUCCGGGAAGCUGCCAAAUCUUUUAAAGGAAAGCUUAUCUUUGUUUACGUUCAACUAGACAAUGAAGAUACUGGCAAGCCUGUUGCUGAAUUUUUUGGUGUUUCAGGAGAUGAACCAAAGGUUAUUGGAUACUCAGGAAAUGACGAUGGCAAGAAAUUCUUUCUUGAUGGAGAAGUAACUUUGGAUAAAUUGAAGGCUUUUGCUCAAGGUUUUGUGGAUGACACACUGAAGCCUUUCUACAAAUCUGAACCAGUCCCUGAAACUAAUGAUGGUGAUGUGAAGAUAGUUGUUGGGAAUAACUUUGACGAGAUAGUUCUGGAUGAGUCAAAGGAUGUUCUGCUUGAGAUCUAUGCUCCUUGGUGUGGUCACUGCCAAUCAUUAGAGCCCAUAUACAAUAAGCUAGCUAGACAUUUGCGAGGAAUUGACUCUAUUGUCGUUGCCAAAAUGGAUGGAACAACGAAUGAGCACCCCAGAGCAAAGUCUGAUGGGUACCCGACAAUCUUAUUCUUUCCAGCUGGGAAUAAAAGCUUUGAUCCUGUCACUGUUGAUACAGAUCGUACUGUUGUGGCAUUUUACAAGUUCUUGAAGAAACAUGCUGCAAUCCCAUUCAAGCUUUCAAAGCCUGCAUCAACCCCAAAGACAGAGGGUUCUGAUUCCAAAGAUAGCGGGAGUACCAAAGAAUUAAAGGACGAGUUAUAAGAGCUUUGGAUAUACGAUUUAAGUUAUAUUGACACAGUAUUCCAGUGGAUAGCAUCAUAGAGAGUAGUUUGAACCCUUGGAGGCAGAUAGUUGAAGGUUAGCUUUAGAAAAACUUUGCAUCCUUCCAAUCCUCCUUGCAGCUCAUCGGUAUAAUAGAUGACAUUUCAUUGGAAUUGUAGUUUAAGACUCAAGUUGCUAGUCCUUUUUUUAUAUUGGUGGGAGUAUUUUUUUGUUUUCAAGUAAAAUACCUAUUUUGAACUUGUUUUAACAUAAUUGGGGGGAAAAAAUAAAAGAGCUUCAGCUAAUGUUAAUGAGGAGUAAGCUUCACUUGAUCUAUAAUAUCAACAACAAAGCAUGUCAA